Molecule: messenger RNA, 790 nt
Organism: Daldinia decipiens
Lineage: Eukaryota; Fungi; Ascomycota; Sordariomycetes; Xylariales; Hypoxylaceae
Product: acyl-CoA-binding protein
Exons: 3
Coding region: 162-476 (104 amino acids)
Biological process (GO): fatty acid metabolic process
Molecular function (GO): long-chain fatty acyl-CoA binding
Source: RefSeq, a predicted model, not a curated record
UAAACAAACAAAUACACAAUCAGGUACUGUAACUCUCUCAUAUAUCUUUAGAUAAUCCCAUCCUAUCUCUACUAUAAGAAAGUAGCUAGUAGAGUCUACAGCUAACACGGGAUCGAAUAUUCUAGCCCUCAAAUACUCCAAAACCUCCCAAACUCGUCAAAAUGGUCGACAUCAGCCCUGCUUUCGUUAAGGCCCAGGAAGACUCCAGGAAGCUUACCUCCAAGCCUGGUAACGAUGAACUCCUCGAGCUCUACGGUCUCUAUAAGGUCGGCAACGGCGAAGACUUCAGCAAGGCCGAGAAGCCCGGCGUGUUCGACCUAAAGAACAAGUACAAGUACCAGGCGUGGCAGAAGCUCGUCGACGAGGGUAUCAGCCCCGCGGACGCCCAGGACCGCUACGUCAAGCUCGUCGAGACCCUGAAGGAGAAGUACGGCUACGACGCGAACAAGGAGCCCGAAGCCGUCAAGAGCUCUUAGAUUUGUAUAGAUCUCUAGUUCUGUCGUUGCAUCUAUCGCGUUCUCUUCGUUUUAGACCAGUCGGUUAGCCCCGUGUUUAUAGCGAUGUUAGGUGCGCUCCAGUCUCGAAGGAGCCCUGGAAUUCUUCGCGGUUAGACUGUGUGGGCAGCGAUACGCUGCAGACGUUAUAGCUAUAUAGAUUAAUCUAUACUAUCAAGUGAAUGUGCGAACAUGACUUCAGGAUAGUCGAGGGAGGUGAUUUACGACUAGAUUUGUUGCAUACUCGAGUUGCUCGUUUAACAUAACCGGAUGUCUUAAAUUGACCUCUAAUAUAA